Molecule: messenger RNA, 8053 nt
Organism: Linum trigynum
Lineage: Eukaryota; Viridiplantae; Streptophyta; Magnoliopsida; Malpighiales; Linaceae
Source: the annotation of a GenBank genome assembly
GUCGUUUCCUCCUUGGACAACUAAGAGGAAGAUAAUUGGUUUUCAUGAAUUCAAUUAGCCAGGACAAUAAUUGUUAAAAAAUUUCAUACACAUCGAAUAAAAUUCAGUUUAUGGGAAACUAAUGUAAGGAAAUCGCGAUAGCAUAGAAGGAAAAAAAGAGUUUCUAACAAGGUAACACUUUGGUUAUCAAAGAAUCAAUACGCCAAAGUUGUCUCUGGUUCAUCGAGCAAACAGAUGACGAUGGAACUAGUCUAAUAAACACAAAAAAGUUUGGCCCAAGAGAUUGGUUCAUUAAUGUUUGACUGGAGCUGAAGUACAGGAUUGACUUGUUGAAUGCAACGAAUUGUGAUCUUGACUUGAAAAAUAUGGCUAAGGGUACACCUGGAGUCAAUUGGUUGUCUAUUCUUCUGGUGGUGAUUAAUUGUACGUAGUGGUUAUCUAUUCCUUUCUUUGAAUUUUCUCCAUCUCUCUGUUCCUUUUCCUUCUCUACAUAACCAAUACGACAUCAUAUGAUAAUGCAAUUGAUACAGAAUAUUACCAAAUGGUUUUGGAUCAUAAGCAACUGCUUAAACCGUAGCGGUUGGCCUAAUUACAGAAAAAAUAAUGGCCUAAUUACAUUGACAUAUACUAUGUUUUAGCGAGUUGGUUAUGUUAUUCGCAUGUAGGUAAGGUUUAGUUUUUUAGUGAUAUGUGUAAUAUAUUAAGCUUUUUGUAUAAGAGUGACAUAGAUUAGCUUUCAGCGAGUUGGUUAUGUUAUUCGCAUGUACGUAGCUAGGUAAGGUUGAGUUUUUUUAGUGAUAUUUUUAAUAUAUGAAAAUGUUAUGGGACAAUUCAAGUACCACAUCGGUAAUAUUUUUUGAAAGAGUAAUAUAUAUUAGUUUUUUAUCAUUAUAUGUUAAUUAAUGAAUCCGUACCUUGGAUUUUCAUAUUGAAGAUCAAUGAUAUUAACAGGUAAAUGAAUAAGAUAUUGUUGUCCAUUUCGAGAAGUCCCAAUAACUUACGAGAAAGUCUCCAACAUCAUCAAGGGGUAAAUUAAUCAAUGUGGAAGGUUCAUUACGAGAUUAUGCUUUCAAGCAACAUUUCAUCAGUUGCAACUCAAUUUCUUGGAAGUGGUUAAAAAAGAUGAAAAAUUAUUUCUUGCCCAAAAUAUUCAACCGUUUAAGUCUCAGUGGCAGUUUAACUGUAGGAUGCGGCGAAUCUAGUCUCCCAAUUUCUCUUCAUUUUUCUUCUUCUGAUAGUGUGAUAAGUUAAGUACAAUUUGUUGUUAUUUAUUUGUUCUGAAGCUUCUUAAUUAGGCUUUCAUCAAUUGCAGGUUGGAACUUAUUUGAGCCUGGUAGAUGUACCAAACCGUAAUCAUAUGUGUGGAUAAGCAACUGAAUCAGGAGGACUAAUUAACUAUGUUAAAACAAAACAGUCUAGAACUAAGUAAUCUACUUUGUAACUUACAAAAUAAACAAAUAUACAUAUUUUGUGUUUGGAUCAUCCAUGGGAAAAUUUUAAAAAUUACCAAAUAAUGUACAUGGUAGCUAAAUCAACUCAACUUUGAAAGUAAAAAAAAAAAACAAUAAGUUAGAAUGAAUUGGUAAUGAGGAAACAAUAUUUUUGUCCACUAUCGAAAAAUUACUGAUAAUGAAAAAAAAGAGGAAAGAACAGCUAUAAUGAUAAUAAAAAAGAAUAAUUUUGAUGAUUAGUACAUGUGUCUCCUGUCAUACGAGCACUCUGUUAUGAUAGUGGAUGAAAAUGCACGAAAAAUUAGAUUUUGAUACAUUAACGUACGUAAGUUAUCAUUUUGUAAUUAUCUUCGAGAUAAAAUUAAUUAAUCAUAUUGGACAAUCAUCCACUCAUACUUAGUAGAUUUUAAAGUUUGGUGUGAUCGUUAUAAAACCAGUGACAUUCUCUUAAAUCGAACUAAAACACACUAGAUGUGAAUUUUAAAUAGAUUUUUUUUUUCUUAAAAGGAGAAGCGGCUAGCUAGAGAAGUCUGAAAUAUGCAUGGAACUUUUUUUGGAAAGUCAAGAGUUCUGUUUUUUUCAACCUAAAGAUGAAAUGAAAUGACGAGGUGGGAGAACAGAGAUAGACAAAAAUUGGAUGUAAUAUAAUAGUCAGCCACAUCAUAAAUGAGACAGAAAAUUUGACCAAAUAUUAUGUUUGCAUUAUGAGUCCUAUGUAUAUAUGUUACAUUUGAAGCCCGUGAAUAGUACUCGUAUUUGGCUCCUCUCUACCUUUGGUGAUAAAGUAAAUGGUCUGGUCAGAGAUUGUGCACUGCAUUAUAGAAACACAACGAAAAAGGAAGAAAUUCAACGUUUUUACUUAGUAGAAAAGAAAAUUGAAUAUAUACAAGGAGGAACAGUAUAUUGGAUGUCUACACGAAUUCACAAUGUUGAUUAAAAGUUGUGCGUUUUACUUUAUCGAAAUUAUGAGAAAUUUAUGAUAUGAUAAUUUUUUUUAUUGUGAGAAACUACCCUCGUACUAAAUUUUUAUUUACAAGUUGUUGAGAUUAUGAGAAAUUAAUGAUAUGAAAUUUCUGAAUUUCGAAUGAUUAAUGAUACAUGUUAGGACAACCUUUCGAUAUCGGUUUAAAAAACAAAACAAGAACAAAUCAUUUGAAGAUGUGGAAUAAUGGGAGACAAAUGGGCCUGAUGUCCAUUAGGGUUUGUGUUCAUGUGCCUAAAACAUGUUGAAUUAUGAUUGCUUUGGUUAAUGGAAUGACAUGCACCUUUUAAAAGAGGUUAAUUUAGUCAACAACUCCAGCUCUUACAAGACUUAGGGGAUACUUAGUACUAUUGAAUUAAGAACCCUAAAUAUGAAAGGAAUUAUAAUGUGUAAAGUUUCUUUCUUUCUUUCAUGUUCCAAUGGUACGAAAUGUACAUGUUUUCUGAAAAUUAUUUAUGUGGGAAAAUGAGGUAUUGUUUGAAAUGUAUGUAAAUUUUCAAACUACAUCAUUUCUAACCAUUUGAGGUUACAACUUACAAGAAAGGAGGAAUGGCAUUUUUUAAGGGAAUACUAUUCAUAUUUCAAUGGUUUCAAUCACUUCAGUUAGCACGCAAAUUGUGUUUAUUUUUCUAUAUAAUAUUAGAAUUUUGACGAUUGAGACACCGCAGGUUAGAUUUCUAAAAAUUAUCGAUCAAUUUAAACACACAAGAUAAUGAAUCUAUACAAAUUCGAAAAUAAACUCUCACAAUAUUUAAAAUUAUUGAGAAGUAUUCAGUUUCGCGUAAGUUUACAAUAAAAAUACUUUACACACGAAUAAGGGCUUGGUCCAGUAGCAUUAAUACCACUAAUUUUGAACCUGAAAAUGUCAUGUUUAAAUCCUUUUAGCAGUAUCUAACUAAAAAGAAAAUCCAAACCUAUAUCAUUCUUAUAAAAAAAGUGUUUGCAAAUAUAUUAAUUUCUUAAUACUUCUAGUUCUAGUUUUGUUCUUCUCAUUGCCCUUUGUUUUUAAGUUGUAUCGGGUCCUCUUAAGUUUACAGAAUGAUAAAUACAAGUUAUAGUCUUGCUCAUUAUCAACCACAUGAGUUAUUGUAAUUCAAAAUUAUUCGCUACAUAAUAUCAUCACCCGUCAUUAAAAGAUCUAAUGUCAAAUCCUAAUCACGACCCCUAUAAAAAAGUUCAUAUAAACACAUAGUACAACAUGAUGUGCAAACUUUAAUCUAUACUAUUUUUUUUUCUUUUCAAGUAUGUGUUAUAUUAAAGGUAUCAUGUGAAAUGCCAAACUUUUAUAGAUAAUUGCUUACCCAAAAUUGAUAACAUGCAAAUUACGCCACUUUAAUAGUUGUUGAAUAAACUUAAGAACACUAUCAUAUAUUUUAUGCCUCUAUUAUAAGUAUACAUAACUUCUUUUUGCACGAAUUGAAUCAUAAAGAAAACAUUAAAGUUGUUAACUUUUUUUAUGCUUUAGGUUCUAGUAUUGAACAAAAUACUACUAAGAGACAUUAAGAAUUGGUGAGGUCUGUGAUGGCAACUAAAUAAUUAAAAAAGUCAGAGAGGUUAGACAUUAGAGGAACGGAAAGCUAGCAAAGGAAGAAAAGAGGACUCUUUCCAAAGACGAAACAAAUUUAUUAAAACCAUACACAUAGCCAUAAAAAGGUAUCCAUCAACAUCUUUGAAAACUCUCCAUAGUCAAACUUCAUGACUUGACUUGGAGCAAAUCAAACCAACCAAACUCUCUUCCCUCACUCACUCACCUCCUUAAUAUAUUAAACUAUAUCAAAGCCCAAAUAAAUAACCAAGAAAAUAAAUCAUAUAAUUAUAGUCCCUAUACUAUGUCAUUUUGACAAACACAACCUUGUCCUACAACUUCAACACAUAAUUAAGCACCAUAUGUCCUAUGUCAUUCAUCCAUUUUUUGUCCCUUCAUUAAUUUGGUUUUCAAGGGGAUAUUUUACUUAUUUGGUUGAUCGAUCCAUGAUGAAUAAACACAUUCUAAAUGACUCAGAUGACCGAAAGCUUGAAAUUCCAAUGGUUCACCUAUAUUAGAGUUCCCAACCCCACAUUCCAUUUUCAUGUUUACCAUGCAUGUGCAUGCAUCAGUUGGAGUUUAACGAGAUCACUGAUCAGGACUGAUUAAUGAGGUCAGACUGCAUGAUAAAAGACAUCGUUUUAUUAUCCAUGACAUGUGAAUCGCCUAGGAGACAUGUGUGUGCAUGCGAAAUAUAAGCACGGGUUGACCCGAUCAGUAACAAAUUUGGACAUGAUAUUUACCAAAUGGGCUAAAAAAAUUUAUUUGUUAAAGAGCACAUUACAUGAGGAUAUAUUUAGUAAAACAAUAUAGUAUAGGGAAUCAAAUGAUAAUAAGCCAAUAAAAGAAAGCGCCUUUAAUUAUAGACAUAGCUUUUGCUGUCUUCUCCCCUUUGAAAAUCUGCCUUCUGUUCAAUGCAAGUGGGCGGGCGCCUAUAUAGAGCAGCCAACCGCCCACCAUUUUUCUUCGUUCAUUCAAUAUUCCCUUCUCCAACGUUUCAUAUUUGGCCUUAUUAUCCAGUUUCCCGAGAUGAAUACUACUACUACUUACAUGACUGCAUGCUACGAAGAUGAUGACCACAGAAAGGAAGAAGAAGGAGAAGGAGAAGAGGGAGUCGAAGACGACGACGACGUUUCGCUUCCCGGGUUCCGGUUCCACCCGACGGACGAAGAGCUGCUGGGGUUCUACCUUCGAAGGAAGGUGGACAACAAGCCUCUCACCAUCGAGCUCAUCAAGCAAGUUGAUAUCUACAAAUACGAUCCCUGGGAUCUACCAAGGCCAAGUGGGGAUGGAGACAAAGAAGGAUACUUCUUCUGCAGGAGGGGGAGGAAGUACAGAAACAGCAUCCGGCCCAACCGGGUGACCGGCUCUGGGUUCUGGAAAGCAACCGGUAUCGACAAGCCGGUCUACUCAGCGGGCGGAUCGAAAGACUGCAUUGGGCUGAAGAAGACGUUAGUUUACUACCGCGGCAGCGCCGGGAAAGGCACCAAGACCGACUGGAUGAUGCAUGAGUUCCGCCUUCCCACCCCGGAAACCGCCGCCGCCGCCACCGCUAACCACGCCUUUUUUGGCCACGUCACCUCCCCGGCCUCCUCCCAAGAAGCUGAGGUAUGGACGAUCUGCCGAAUCUUCAAGAGAAGUUCAUCCAACAGAAAGUACACUCCAGACUGGAGGGAGCUGUCCACGUCAUCCAAACGCCCGGCCGCCACGAGUACUCACAACACAGGCGCCACUUCUUCCAUCACCGCCGCCGCCACGUCCAACAACUACAACUACAACUUCCCAUGCAGCAGCAGCACUACCUCUUUAAUGGAAUCCACCAAUAAUUACGCCUCAUCCUCGUCAGGUAAUUACAACACACGUGGCGGCGGACACCUCAUCGACUUCUCUGCUGCUGCUGCUGCGCCCGGCCACCACGUGGACAGGAAGCCAUCCGCCGCCGCCCUCGUCAGGAGCCACGUGGCAGCUACUGCAUCUAGCUUCAUGGCGCAGAGCAGUUUGACGUCGUCCAUGGCGGCAGCUGCCUCGUCCAACAUCUCGAGCCCGUACGGAAACGAGCAUAACAUUGGUAACGUCCAUCAUGAUGAUGAAGGUCAGUUAUUACAGUUUGGGGAUUUCGACGAGCUGAGAUCUGUGGUGGAGUUCGCUUUGGAUCCCUCCAACUCCCUUCUCUGAAUAUAUAUAUAUAUAUAUAUGUAUGUAUGUAUAAGCAAGCUCGCUUCCUUCCUUCCUUCUGCCUGAGUUAGACUGUGGGGGAGAUGGUACAUGUAUCGAUACGUAUGUAUAUAACAUAUAUUUAUAUCGGUAUAACUGGAAUGUAAUUCAUAUGGCUUUUUUUAGGGUAGAAAUAAUGUAUCUUAGCUAGCACACAUAUAUGCCUUAGUUUCACUACUGAAACUCAUUUACUCAGUAUUCAGUAAUAUGGAUACUGUCAUGAACCAGUUGGUUCUAACACGCCUUCUCAAACGAAAACCGAUUCAUGGGUUUGAAGUUUUUGCAAAGACAACUGUUAGUAUUGGGGGUCAUGGAGAUUCGAACACACGACCACUUGGCAAAACUAGCUCUGAUACCAUGUCAUGAACCAUUUGGUCCCAAUAACUCGAGUUGUUGAGAAAAGGUUAUGCUGGAUCUUAUACCAUACUCUAACAGAUACGGUUACUAUGCAACCGUAUCCAUGUCUAAUAAUGUUUUUCCUGUCCUCUUCCAGUAAUUCUCCCUUCCUCUUUUGCCUCUUAAUGAUCAUCUACACCAUUUUGUUCACUUCUCAAUUGUUCACAAAUACAACUUAAUUGAAUUUUUAUAGUUAGCCGUAAACCAGCUAAUUGAUUAUUAGCUCUAUGAACGUACACCAGCUGACAAAUUCUCUGGCUAUAGCUAGUAACCCCUUGACCACCAAUGGGCGACACUUCAACCGUCAAAACCACCACUCCCCAUAUCAUGUUAUAUAAUAUAUAUAUGUGAAGAAAUUGUUUCUGUUGGCACAGCUAAGCACGUCUGAGUGUACAUUGUACGUUCUACUUAACUCCUUUGAUUAGCUCUCUUCAAUGGAAGAAGCUUUGCUGAUUACAUAUAUAACUUAUCUGGGUUUUUUUUUAAUGGAGAAAGAGGCUUAUAAAUUACUUAUUUAUUCAUUUGGGUUGACACAUCAUAUCAAUAUUGUUAUUUUUAUAGAUGGAAAUUGACCUGUAUUCUAAAUAAAUUGAUUCACAGGACACAGAAUUGGUCCACCUACAGGGCUAGCUACUCGAUCGAUUGUGGUCUAACAUACACAAUCCUUGUGUUAAAUGAAGGCUAUUUUUUAAUGGUGACAUAUAUGUAUAUUCCUAAAUAAUAAUUAUUAUUAUUUUGUAUAUAUGGUUCAAUUAUUUUGGUUGAAUUUGGAAAGGCUUGACCGAAGACAGUUUCCUGUUUUUGUCAACGAAUUAAACUAUUCAUGCCUAGCUAGUUCGAUGGCCUCCCUUGGUGAGUGGUGUAAGGAUCAUACGUUUACUUUGAUUCAUUCUCAGUUGUUAUGAAUUAAUGGAGCACAUAAAAUUGAGGGGUACUUUAUUUAUUUAUUUAUUUAUAUUUCAUCAAUACUAACAAUGUCCUAUAUUGACUAUUCAUGUUGUCCAAAUCAACAUCCUAGCCAGAAUAGAGGUAUACUACCCUUAAUUUAUUAGUGGGAUCAUUAGAGCUUAUGAUUUAUAAAUCAUUUGACCUUAAUUUGCUUGCUCGGCUCGAUCACUGUUGUAAACCCACUCCCCCCCAAUAGGUCGGAUUAUCGGAAGAGGUCCAUGUAUAGAUCUUUAACAAUUUCUCACUCGCUCAUUCAAAUGAAAGUCAACUCAUUGAUUUGAAGUUUUCACAAGUUCGUCAUACCAUGUUCUUUAAAACAACUAUUAUCAUCUCAUAAACCAACUGGUGUCAUAUACUAACUAAGGUUGGUGGGAAGCUCCAUGUAUGGAUUUGAACUAAAGACAAUAAUCACACUUCUAUUAGCUACAGACAAUCGAAAACGUACAUAGUACAAUAGCGCACACUAUAGUCUGGCAUAGUUUCGCAAUCUCGCUUUCAGCAAUAUUGUACUACAAAAACUAAAGCUUUGAGAUUGAG